AUGUCGCACGCGAAGCGCGCGCGGCGUGAGGACGGCUCGCACGGCGUUGAUGGACCGAACGAGGAUGAUCUUCGAGAGCUCCGGGACGUGAUCAUUCACUGCGACGGCUCCGCGGACGUCUUACGCGGCCUCUCCGGAGACAUCGCGCGCGAGGGUGAAACGCUGUGCGAGCACGCGAUGGGUUUUGUGAUGGAGUGCGUCACGGAGCUGCCGGUCAAGACGCCGGUGUACGCGACGCUGGUGGGGUUGAUCAACGCCACCGCCGGGGAGUUCGGUGGACGCGUCGUGGAGGAGACAAAGACGGCGCUCGAGGAGGCGCUGAACGGGGGUGAUCUCACCCAGCGCACUCGCGCGCGGGUGUUGACGAGGUUUUUAGUGCUCCUGAGCACUGUGGGCGCUGUGCAAAGGAUGGACGUGAUGAGGUAUUUGGAUUCGCUGCUGAAGGAGUCGCAGGCGCUCGCGAAGAAGGGCGCGACGGGAUGGCAGCCGCGGGCAGAUUGGCUCGCAUACGUCGCUCUGUCCGCGCUUCCGUGGGGUGGGGAAUUCUUGUCCAAGUCUGAGUGCUCGAACGAGUUCGAGGGACUGUUGGACGCGGCGGACGCGUACUGCAAGACGCGCUCCGCCAAUCCAGACCCGGCGUCCGUCAUCGUUAAGUCUGUGGACGGCACGGAGACGGAUUGGUUCGCGGACAUGUGCGCUCGCCUGAGUGCGGCGCACACGGAUGGUAUUUGGAAGAUCGCCUCCAUUCCCACCAUUGCCGAGCAAUUCGUCGAGGAGUUGGCGAGCACAACCAACGCGCAUGCUCUUGGAGACGUGACCAUUUCGACCGUCGAGUUCGCGAGUCAUGCCGAAGCUGCGGCGCGAUACCCCGGUCGAUCGAUGCUAAGAAUUUUGGACCCGAGCUUUACCGAGGGCACGGGUAAUGUCGACGCGUGGGGUCCGCUUGAGCGUUUCGUUGCGGAGGAGUACAUCGUGGACACCAUCUGGGCAUUCGAGCCAGGAUAUCGUCGAACUGCGACCAUUCCGGCCGCUGAGCAGCUGGCGUCGCUUCCUCUUCCCGCAGAGCAGCCCGAGCAGUGUCAGUUCUUGGUGGCUGAGACUUUGUUUGCCGAGUUGCUUGCGCUCCCAGAGCCGACGUUUUCGCCCGUCUUCUACCAUAUCGUCAUCCAAGACUUGUGCAAGAUCAUCCCCACGUUCCCGCCAAAGAUGGCAAAAACGGCGGGUAUGAUGUUCAGGUCGAUCGAUCGCAUGGACGUGACCGCGCGCGAUCGUCUCGCAAGCUGGCUCGCGCACCAAGUUUCGUGCUUUGAUUUGGUUUGGCCCUGGUCGAGCUGGAAGCACGUGAUGGAGCAACAGGAGGACGCACCCCAGCGCGCGUUCGUCGUGGACGCACUGAAGAAAUUGUGCCAACUCAGUUUCAUCGAACGCGUUGAAAAGAGUCUUAUCGAGGAGCUCCGACCGCUCCUGCCAACCGGUAGAGGCGUGAACGCCGAGUACAUUGCCGAGACGGCGGCCGACCCCACUUUUGGAAAGCUUCAGCAAAUGCUCGCUGAGAAGCGACAGGGGUACGAGGUCGUCCAAUGGAUCGGCUCCGAGGGAGCGACUAUGGCAAGUCCGGAGGUUUUGCUUCGAUCACUCGUCGUCGCCGCGCUCGAGCGCGGACAAAAGUGCAUCACGCACCACGACGUUUUGCUCAAGCGAUACGCCGCGCCGAUUCGUGAGUUGGUUGAAAAGGCUGGCGGCGAGGUCGCCGUCGACGCCGCGGUCGGGAUCUGGCGUGGUCACUAUCAGAUGGCCCCUAUCGCGGUCGAACGUUUAUUAGCUCUUGAUUUAGUCGCGCCAUCCGCGGUGGUGAACUGGGUGGUGCAGCGCGCGGCGGUGUUCGGCGAGGAUGACACGUACGAGAUUGCAUCCACCGUGUGUGACUUCGUGUGCGCCUCCGAGGCGAGCGUGGUUGGAAAGCGAAGUGCACUGGUGAGUAAGAUUCGUGCCGCCGAGGCUGAGGCCUCGGGUGCUGGUCGUGCCGCCGAGGAGCUCUCUGCCCAGGGUCGGUCGUACGAGGCGCAGCAAGCGGCAGCAGCUGAGGCACAGGCGGUGGAGGAGAUCGCCCAACACGAGGCUGAGCUCGCCGCCACAGAGGCGCCGAUCGCUCGCGCUAACGCAUUGGCGCGCGAAACCUGCUUACAACUAUGCGGUGGUCUCGUCAAGGCGAGCGCGCACGGCGCCUCUGCGCCCGUCGCCGAGCGCGUCUUGGCCUUUGUCCGCGCCCGUCGCCUCCAGCUCGCCCUCGACACUGACGCCGUGAUCAAGGCGGCGGGAACGAAGAGCAUCGCCAAGACCGCCGUCUCACACGCCCUCGGCGUUCCCUGCUAG
Ostreococcus tauri is the source of this 2373-nucleotide messenger RNA. Its product is annotated as Nuclear cap-binding protein subunit 1. Lineage: Eukaryota; Viridiplantae; Chlorophyta; Mamiellophyceae; Mamiellales; Bathycoccaceae. Gene Ontology annotation, molecular function: RNA cap binding; protein binding; mRNA binding. Gene Ontology annotation, biological process: mRNA export from nucleus; nuclear-transcribed mRNA catabolic process, nonsense-mediated decay. The transcript is spliced from 3 exons. Gene Ontology annotation, cellular component: nuclear cap binding complex; nucleus. The record is from RefSeq and is a predicted model, not a curated record. Bases 1 to 2373 code for a protein of 790 amino acids.